UUCUGAUAAGGAUGAGACGUGAAUAACUGGCUACCUGGCAACCGCCAAAGAGGCGCGCAUCUUCUAUUCCACCAGAUAACAACAGACAGGUUUCCUGUGCGUUAUCUUUGACGGUACCGAAGAGAGGUUGUCUUAGCGGCCAGCCUUUGUCAUUUGGCGUCAUUCAGCUCGUAAAUUUGAAGACAGUGGUGUUACUGACAGCAAUCUGAACUUGAAUUAAGCGUUGUAAGCGCGAGUGAAUGAUCGAUUUGAUGAGUGUUCUGUAAGCAUCAAGCUGUGCUCAUAAUUCAAUCAAGUAUUUUAAUCAUAAAAAAACUUAAUUUGAUUGAAUGGAUCUGUUUCAACAUUAGGCAGGAAUUACGACAAGUGAAGCCUAAACUGAUAACAGUGCAAGCAGAGAGAUAGGAAGGAAAACAACAAUUGAAAAUGAUAAGAGUGACAAAUUUUCUCAAGUAUUUUUUAGCUGACGAGUGAUAUCGCACGCAACAAAGAAUGACUGUUCCGAAAAAUAUUAUCUAUAAUAUACAAAUUACAUUUGCUUGGUGAUAAUGUCUUUCUUAUGCGGGAGGAGAAGCAGACUUCUUAUGAGCGCCCUUUUUGGCUUUUUAUUUCUCUUGUACGUCAGACAGGAUCAGGAUGCAGAAGGUGACGACGGCUCUGAACCAGAGGUUGCUAAACUUUACCCUACAGAUGCCCCUGUGAAGGAAGUCCUGAGCAAAGUGGGAAAAGACCUGAUAGAGGAAGUGGCGCUUCCUGCGUCGUGGAAUGCGUCUGAAGAACUCCUUGCGCGCUUAGCAUCACGGCGUCGGCACGUCAAAGAGGUAUGUCAUCGAUACGAUCUGGACCAGCCAAGGGCUGAUUACCAGAUGAACGCCUGGGAAUUCUUCAUAAACUACGAGUACAAUCUCGUCUGGUGUAAUGUCUUCAAAGCGGCCUCCUCGACAUGGCUCUGGAACUUCAACAUGCUCGCUGGUUUUUCUGAGAAGGAGUUGCUGUCCUCCAAAAUCGCGCCUGUGGAACUGGCCAGACAGCGGUAUCCCAGGCCUAAUGUGAAGCAGCUACAGCAGGCCCUGAAUUUCAAGCCCCAACCUCUGACCUUCAUGAUUACGAAGAAUCCUCUACUACGAUUGGUUUCUGCAUACAGAAACAAGAUCCAGAACGGAAACGCCAUUUACGUGCCGAUGUUUAGUCGCAUUUUCCGUCGGUACAAGAAGUAUGGUCCCCCUGUGCCUAUGGUCCCUAAGAAUGGCAUGUCCCCCUCGAGGGUCAGUGGGAAAUACGCCCCCUCCUUCUCCCAGUUCGUGCAGUACGUCCUGGACGAAGAAAAGGCUCAAAAGACCUUAGACAUGCACUGGAUACCGCAGUCUAGGUUCUGCACAACUUGUCUCGUCAACUUUAACGUUUUCGCCAAGACCGAAACGUUAGAUGAAGAUGGUAACUACAUCAUAUUCACUGCAGGAUUGAAUAACGUCAUCAAACCAAAGAUCAUCAACCGCUCCCUCAAUGGGUCGAGUGAAUCCAUAGCCAAGGAAUUCCUUUGCCAGUUGACGGAUGGACAGUUCCAAGGGUUGCUUGAGCUUUACAAGUACGAUUUGGAACUCUUCCAGUAUGAAUCUGCUUCCCUGCGAACCUGUUGACAUUUGCAAAUGGAAGAAAUUAGAGCGAGAUAACAUCAUCGUCGACAUUUUUACAAGCCUUCAGUUGAACAGGAUGUGAUUCGCCUUCUCUUCACAGCUUCACUGGACUUGCAUUUGUGAAAUACUCCACUAAAUAUCUAGAUAAGGUGCAGUUGCCUUGGGCUUGCGUGUGGUGAAUAGCCUACUAAACAUCUAGACAAGGCGCUGUUGCGCUGGACUUGUCUGGUAGGCAGUCCACUUAACAUCUAAACAGGGCUCUGUUGCACUGGAAUUAUGUGUGGUAAACAGUUCACUAUAUAACUAAAGAGGGUUCAAUUGGGCUGGAACUAAGUGUGGUAACAUUCCACAAACAUUUAAAUAACGUACAGCUGCCAUGGUACUGUGAUUGGCAAACAGCCCACUAAAGAUCUGGUUAAGUUACAAAUGUCCUGGGUAAGCAUAAAGCUGUAGGAAGCAGUGAAAGGAUAAGAACUGAAAUAAAUCCAUUUGUGUCAUCUUAAAGCUUUUAGACUCAAGAUUUAAGAUUGCUUAUCUUCUUGACCCUGCUAUUAUGAGAUUAUUUUGAAAGGACGUUACAGUACCUGUGAAAUAAUCGGAAGCAUAAAUGUAUAAUGCCCAAUUUUUGUCAUGAUAACAUUUAUCAUUACAGAAAGAAAUAGUCCCAGUAAUAAUGGUUCUUGUACUGCUGCUUUUCUUUAAGAUUUACGUAUGAACUGCUUGAGAAAUCUUUUAUUUUCCAUUCAUUUUUUUUCUUUUUUUUCUUUUUUUUAAAUUUUUGCGUAAUUAUUUCUGUGUAUGUUAUUUCCAGUGACAACCACAGAUGGCAUUGAAAUUUACUGAAGUCUUUCCACUCUAUUCAAAUCAUAGAAGUAUAAUCAUUUAACUAGGUGAAUAAUUGUCAGAAAAAAUUUGAUACGAGUAUAUUUUUGUAAGUUAUUUAUAUGCCAGUGUGCAUAGUUCUUUGUUAGACACCGUUUUGCUGCUUCGUGCUGCUAUAAUUCUAGUGCCUGAAUUUACGGCUUAGUUACUAAUCUUAUGAUAGAUCACAGAUGAUAGAUCACAGAAAAACCUUCACUCAAAUUUGGUAAUAUAUUAUUUGUAAAACGAUAGCAAUUAACAUAAUUUUUGCGUGCUUUACUAUAGGUCCACCUUGUUCUAAGCAAAGCCCCUUCCACACGAGGGGGAAAGACAAUCUCGCUUUUAAACAGUGUUACCAGAUCAAACAGUCCAAGGCCGGCAGUAGGCACAGGCAGGCGAACCCGUAACUUGAACAACACUCGUGAUCGCCAUCCACCCACAAAAUUGGUAACAGUAUCUGCCCGGUGAGCAUUUGCCCCUCAUGUGGAAGGGACUUUUGUGGCUUAAGCAUGAUGUGGUAUGAUUAUGUUGAAAGGUAAGUCUGACAUUAAAGUUUUCCCUCUCAUAA
This is a messenger RNA of Macrobrachium nipponense, 3063 nucleotides long. RefSeq names its product carbohydrate sulfotransferase 9-like. The record is from RefSeq and is a predicted model, not a curated record. The transcript has 8 exons. Gene Ontology annotation, biological process: carbohydrate biosynthetic process. The coding region runs from base 549 to 1637 and encodes 362 amino acids. Gene Ontology annotation, cellular component: membrane. Lineage: Eukaryota; Metazoa; Arthropoda; Malacostraca; Decapoda; Palaemonidae. Gene Ontology annotation, molecular function: sulfotransferase activity.